GGUAUGGCGCGCCGGCGGCGGCGCAGCCGGAGGUGUGGCCCGCGCCGGCGGCUGAUAUGCCGCGCAUCGUGUCGCUGGACGUGCAGUGCGACAAGUCGCUUAUGCGCGUGUCAGUCAAGUUCGACAAGCCCUUCUCCGGCAUCAUCUUCAGCAAAGGGCACUACAGUAACUACAACUGCGUGCACCUGCAGCCGGGCUCGACCAGCGCCGACGCGCAGUUCGACAUUAGCAUCAACGCGUGUGGCACGACCGGCAACACGGAGAACGGCCAGUACGGCUACGGCUCCGACUCGGGCUCCGGCACCUACUUCGAGAACACCAUCAUCAUCCAGUACGAUCCACAGGUGCAGGAGGUGUGGGACCAGGCGCGCAAGCUGCGCUGCACGUGGCACAACCAGUACGAGAAGGCCGUCACCUUCCGACCGUUCCCCGUGGACAUGCUGGACGUGGUGCGCGCCGACUUCGCCGGCGAUAACGUCGGCUGCUGGAUGCAGAUCCAGGUGGGCAAGGGUCCCUGGGCGGCCGAGGUGUCCGGCCUGGUCAAGAUCGGCCAGACCAUGACCAUGGUGCUGGCCAUCAAGGACGACGACAACAAGUUCGACAUGCUGGUCCGCAACUGCAUGGCGCACGACGGCAAGCGCGCGCCCAUCCAGCUGGUGGACCAGGCCGGCUGCAUCACGCGCCCCAAGCUCAUGUCCAAGUUCACCAAGAUCAAGAACUUCGGCGCGUCGGCGUCCGUGCUCUCCUACGCACACUUCCAGGCGUUCAAGUUCCCCGACUCGAUGGAGGUGCACUUCCAGUGCACGAUCCAGAUCUGCCGGUACCAGUGCUCGGAGCAGUGCGGCUCGGCCAUCGAGCCGCGCCCGGCCGGCGGCUACGACGCGCCGCCGGCGCAGGGCUACGAGGGACCGCACGACGAGCGACGAGUGCGACGUUCCGCCGAGGCGCGCGACGUCGGCAUCGACCGCGUCAUCCAGGUGGUCUCCACGCGCGACCUGGCCUUCGCGCUGGAGACGCCCGCCGGCAACGACACGGAGACGGUGGUGUUCCCCGUCGAGAGCGACGACCAUCGGAUCUGUAUGUCGACGCCUGGCUUCGCGGCCACGCUCAUCGUGCUGCUGGCCAUCCUGGUCAUCUCCUCGCUGCUCUCGGCCUUCCUGUGCCUGCGGUACCGCGCCUUCGGCGGCGACCGGUCGCUGGCGGUGGCCGCGGACGAGGAGGCGACCCAGGUGGCGCAAGAUGUGACCUCGGAGGAGCAGGCGGUGGUGCAGGGCGCACCGUCGUGCUCCCGCAGGCGCCCAGCGGCGCCUACGGCGGCGGCGGCGGAGGAAGCUCGGCCGGACACGCAGGUGGCCACGGAGGUGGAAUCGGAGGCGGGCACGGAGGCGGGCACGGAGGUGGAGGCCACGGCAGCGGCGGCGGCGAAUACAGCAUCGGAGGCGGAGGGCACGGCACCGGCGCCGGUGGACAUGGCGGAGGCGGAGGGUACAGUGGUGGAGCCGGUGGGCACGGCGGCGGAGGCGGCGGACAUGGCAGCAGCGGACAUGGAGACGGCGGACACGGCAGCAGCGGACACGGUGGUGGCGGACACCGAGCCACAGAGCUACGAUGCGCCGGCCGCGCUGCAACAGAGCUACGACGCGCCGCAGCCGCAGCAGAGCUACGACGCGCCGCAGGCGCAGGCGUACGAGGCUCCGGCGAAGCCCGAGCAGGCGUACGAGCCGGCGCCGGCACACCAGGUGGCCGAGCAGUACGGCGCGCCCGAAGCGCAGGCGCAGGCGGCGGAGCAGGGGUAUGGCGCGCCGGCGGCGGCGCAGCCGGAGGUGUGGCCCGCGCCGGCGGCUGAUAUGCCGCGCAUCGUGUCGCUGGACGUGCAGUGCGACAAGUCGCUUAUGCGCGUGUCGGUCAAGUUCGACAAGCCCUUCUCCGGCAUCAUCUUCAGCAAAGGGCACUACAGUAACUACAACUGCGUGCACCUGCAGCCGGGCUCGACCAGCGCCGACGCGCAGUUCGACAUUAGCAUCAACGCGUGUGGCACGACCGGCAACACGGAGAACGGCCAGUACGGCUACGGCUCCGACUCGGGCUCCGGCACCUACUUCGAGAACACCAUCAUCAUCCAGUACGAUCCACAGGUGCAGGAGGUGUGGGACCAGGCGCGCAAGCUGCGCUGCACGUGGCACAACCAGUACGAGAAGGCCGUCACCUUCCGGCCGUUCCCCGUGGACAUGCUGGACGUGGUGCGCGCCGACUUCGCCGGCGAUAACGUCGGCUGCUGGAUGCAGAUCCAGGUGGGCAAGGGUCCCUGGGCGGCCGAGGUGUCCGGCCUGGUCAAGAUCGGCCAGACCAUGACCAUGGUGCUGGCCAUCAAGGACGACGACAACAAGUUCGACAUGCUGGUCCGCAACUGCAUGGCGCACGACGGCAAGCGCGCGCCCAUCCAGCUGGUGGACCAGGCCGGCUGCAUCACGCGCCCCAAGCUCAUGUCCAAGUUCACCAAGAUCAAGAACUUCGGCGCGUCGGCGUCCGUGCUCUCCUACGCACACUUCCAGGCGUUCAAGUUCCCCGACUCCAUGGAGGUGCACUUCCAGUGCACGAUCCAGAUCUGCCGGUACCAGUGCUCGGAGCAGUGCGGCUCGGCCAUCGAGCCGCGCCCGGCCGGCGGCUACGACGCGCCGCCGGCGCAGGGCUACGAGGGACCGCACGACGAGCGACGAGUGCGACGUUCCGCCGAGGCGCGCGACGUCGGCAUCGACCGCGUCAUCCAGGUGGUCUCCACGCGCGACCUGGCCUUCGCGCUGGAGACGCCCGCCGGCAACGACACGGAGACGGUGGUGUUCCCCGUCGAGAGCGACGACCAUCGGAUCUGUAUGUCGACGCCUGGCUUCGCGGCCACGCUCAUCGUGCUGCUGGCCAUCCUGGUCAUCUCCUCGCUGCUCUCGGCCUUCCUGUGCCUGCGGUACCGCGCCUUCGGCGGCGACCGGUCGGUCCUCUCCGCCUUCGAGAACCCCAUCUUCCUGCACAAGAAGAGCGGCCACUUCUGAGCAGCGGCGGCCGCUGCAGCUCGCGUCGCCAGCGAGUCGAAUCGGCGCAUGCGCGGCGAUCGCGAGGCUACCACUGCUCCCGGCCCGUCGCGGACGUGUCGCUGCGGCGAUGCCCCGCUCGGCGGAAGCCUCGCAGAGGCUUCGCUCGUCGCCCAGCUCGCUCAGGAUCGCUCGUCGCCGACCAGGCGCCGACGCCUGGGCGCGCCGCUGCGACGUCAGGACGUCACGGGGGCGAGAGUCCGCCGAGCUGGUUAUCCUGCGGGGUCGGGAACACGAGGGCGCGGGGUCGUCGGCGGGCACUUGGACCGUCUGAGGUCCGUCGGGAGGCUAUCCGCGGAGCUGCCGCGCACGCAGGCCAGGCCGGGUCAGGGGGCGACCAGAGCCGCUGGCCCCGGUCGCCGGGCGGGAUGCUCUCGGUGCCCCGGUGGGUCAGCUGACCUGGUGUGACCUGCGGCGCAGCGCCGGCUUCCGACAGCCGGCACCGGCACGCUGCAGAUUCUAGGCUCCCCCGACCGCCGGCGGCCGGCGUUCAUCUUGUCUGCGUGCGGCUCGCGCGAUACUCCAGAGCUCCGCAGCACGGAUGGCGCCGACGCCGCGGCGGUCUCACCAGGGCACGGAACUUUGCCUGCCGCCCCGGCGCCCCACUCGUGGAACGACUGUGACGUCAUGAAGCGUUGUCACAUUCGUUCUGCGUACGGCGGAAGUGUCAGCUGGUCACGAUCAGAGCUUGGGAGAUCCUGACGUUUCAUGGAGCCGCCGCGAGAGCCCAAAGCUGCUUGCCUUCAGGCGACUGAUUGCAAAUGCCCGUGAUAUGGUUGCGUGUAUCUUGGCCGGCGUACAGCUGGCACCUUACAGGCGCACUCGUGUUUGUCUUAUUUGUCACCGUACUCCGCGCCAUGUCUCGCCUCACGGCGGUUUUGGCAGGGUGCCAAAUCCAGCGCCAAUCUUGUUACUCCACCCCCGAGGCUGUUAGCCGUUGUGCCUUGGGAGGAUUUGUUAUAUGGAGUUGCGCUGGGUAUGAUAGUAGCAUUGUCUGGUGUGCAUCAGGACUGAAUGGUGAAUGGAACGGAGUGCAUAUAUGACGCAUGUUUACAGGGCUCGUGUAUGGCUGGGAGGAACCGCAGUGCGGUGGAAACGAAACAAAUGGUCCUGCGAACAUAUUGGAGCGUUUGGGAUGUUUGCUGACGCGGCAAUACAUACAAACAAUAUACAUGUAUAGCUGA
Pollicipes pollicipes is the source of this 4267-nucleotide messenger RNA. RefSeq lists its product as uncharacterized. NCBI's taxonomy places the organism in Eukaryota, Metazoa, Arthropoda, Thecostraca, Pollicipedomorpha, Pollicipedidae. The record is from RefSeq and is a predicted model, not a curated record.